Lycium barbarum (goji berry) is the source of this 384-nucleotide messenger RNA. RefSeq lists its product as uncharacterized. The transcript has 2 exons. NCBI's taxonomy places the organism in Eukaryota, Viridiplantae, Streptophyta, Magnoliopsida, Solanales, Solanaceae. The coding region runs from base 1 to 384 and encodes 127 amino acids. The record is from RefSeq and is a predicted model, not a curated record.
AUGACUAUUACACAAAACAACUUUGAUGAACUGUUGCAAGAAGAAGACAAUGUGAAUCUAAAUGUGGAUAUUAUUGUUGAGGCUUCAAAAAGAGAUCAACAGAAUGAGGAAAACAUGAAAGAUGAGGAUGAAGAGGACACUCUCUCAGAAGAAGGAGAAGACAAUGCUUCAGAGGAAUUUGAAGAAGAGGAGAAAGAACAAAAAGAGAAGAAUCUUAAGGACACCAGUAAGGAGAAAGAUAGAAAUGAAAAAGAAGAUCCAGAAGGGGCAGAGAACAAGAGAAAGAAAAAAGAGAAAAUGGAAAGACAAACGAGAAUAACACCUAUCAUAUGGAACCAAAAAAAGAAUACACAAAAAUCUGUUGUAACGCCUACUAAUGAUUAA